This is a messenger RNA of Pecten maximus, 3060 nucleotides long. Its product is annotated as NADH-cytochrome b5 reductase 3-like. NCBI's taxonomy places the organism in Eukaryota, Metazoa, Mollusca, Bivalvia, Pectinida, Pectinidae. The record is from RefSeq and is a predicted model, not a curated record. Gene Ontology annotation, molecular function: oxidoreductase activity; FAD binding. The coding region runs from base 113 to 1030 and encodes 305 amino acids. Gene Ontology annotation, cellular component: mitochondrion. The transcript is spliced from 8 exons.
AAGCGGUGCGUGUGCAGAUCGAGGGAGAGAAAUUUUGUAGUAGGACUCUGCUCGAUCAAAGCUCAGCGUCAGAGGGAGAUCUGCAGCAUUUUCGCGUUGCAAGACUACCAGAAUGUCGCAAUCAGAAGAAUGGGCGAUCCCGCUGGUGAUUGGGUUGGGAGUGGUAGCCAUCACAGCAGUCCUAGCCAAAGUUUUCCUGUUUGGAAAGAAGAAAAAGGCCCUGGUGACUUUGGAGGACCCUAAUACCAAGUAUUCACUGAAACUCAUUGACAAAGAGGAGAUCAGCCAUGACACUAGAAGGUUCCGUUUUGCACUGCCAAGUCCGGAACACAUCCUUGGACUUCCUGUUGGACAGCACAUUUACUUGACCGCUCGGAUUGAUGGUCAGCUAAUCAUUCGGCCGUACACCCCAGUGUCCAGCGAUGAUGACAAAGGAUAUAUGGAUCUUGUCAUUAAGGUGUAUUUUAAGAAUGUUCAUCCCAAGUUCCCAGAGGGAGGUAAGAUGAGCCAGUACCUAGAGGCCAUGUCUAUCGAAGACUACAUUGACGUUCGAGGACCAAACGGUCUCCUCAAGUACACUGCCCCAGGUGAGUUUAAGAUCCGCCCUGACAAGAAGACUGAGGCGAGUACGUUCACCGCUAAGAAGGUUGGAAUGAUCGCGGGAGGGACGGGUAUCACUCCAAUGUUACAACUGGUCAGACAAGUGUUCAAGGACCCCCAGGACAAGACCGAGUUGUCUCUGCUCUUCGCUAACCAGACUGAAGAUGACAUCUUGCUGAGGAAUGAGCUUGAAGACAUCGCGGCUGAACACCCGACACGGUUCCACCUUUGGUACACCUUGGACCGACCUGGAGAUGGUUGGACAUACAGCAAAGGUUUUGUGAGCGCUGAUAUGAUCAAAGAACAUCUGCCCGGCCCUGAGGAAGGAACGAUGAUCAUCAUGUGCGGUCCCCCACCCAUGAUCAACUUCGCCUGUAUCCCUAACCUAGAAAAGCUUGGUUACUCCCCUGAAAUGAGAUUUGCAUACUAGGUCAUACGUAAACAGCAGCUUAGCUGAAAUAGUGUGUACUUAAGAUGUCCUCACAUUGUGUCAACUUGUGAUCUUUUAACACAAAACAUUCAAAUCUACUAAUCAUGGUCGAAUCUUUGUCAGAAAUAUUUGCAAGAAGAAUGUCCUGUAUCUUUGGAUUCUUUGCAGCAUCCAAGAUGCAAAAUGUCCUCCUCAAAAUCAGAAGCAUAAAUUAAAAGUUUAAAAAUUUUAGUUAUUUUUGUCGUAUUAGAGGACUCUCUCGGCGCAAGAUAUUUUUAUAAGGAAUGAUUACAAUCUCACUAUUGUCAACUCCCCUGAUAUUGUCAGUCAAACUGAUACUGGCCAUAUCAUGACCAGUUUAAAUUGUGGAGAUGCUGGAAUUAUCUUAUAUCUCUUUAAAUUUGAUGAAGAAUUUUCCAAAAAUUACAGAUUCUGUUCUGGAGAGCUAAAAUACUGUAUUUAUGUUAAAUUUCAGGGGGCUUAUAACUUUGUGGUUGUUCCAGUCAGACCUUCGCGUAACGAGUCGUGAAGACAUUCACCAAUAAACAUUUCUAUACAUUUAUUCGUAUAUAUGAAUAUUAGUGGGGUAUUUAUUUUCAUAUUAUCUUUAACGACUGCAAAUAUCACUAAAUUUAAUCGCUUAUGAAUAUUACCAACUAUUCAGUAAUAUGAUCAAUGUAUAAAUUAAAUGUAGAAUCUAAAUACAUAGAAAUGUAAUUACAAUAGACUUGAUUAUAAAUUAAAGGUAGAAUCUAAAUACACAGAAAUGUAAUUACAAUGGACUUGAUUAUAAGGCCUUUUACUUGUGGCCCAUGAAACUACUAUUUCAAACUUGAUUUUGAAGGCUAUGAUUUCAUACCAAAUGUUUUUGAGGAGGAAUAGACUUUGUAAGAUUUGAAAAAGCCUCUUUGACAAUGAACAUAUCCUGACUCAUCUCACAGAUGUGAUAUUUACGCUUUAAAGUGCUAUUAUACUGUGUAACAGAAUCGACUCCAUCUUGUGUUUAAUGUUCAAUUCAAAACAAGUAUGUUGUUUGAGGAAAGAGAUACAGUGUUAUGAAUGACAUUUGAUGAGUUUGAAUUGAGAGCGAUAUUUAUUGAUAAAGCAAAUGUGGACUAUUUUCACUUUAAUAUUUUUCUGUUUAUAGGGAAAUGGAUUUUUGUAGUUUUAUAUAUUAAUGAUAUAUUUCUGGGCAGAGGUUGAAGAAUUGUGUUUCUCCUGCUAUGCUAACUUUUUACAUACUUGAGUUAAUGAGUAGUGCUUGGUAAGUCAGUUGUGAUAGUUUUGUAUACUGUAAAUGUGGUUAUUUUCGCUGGGGUUUAGUUUCGCGAUUUUGAUAUGUAAACUAUACACGCGGGGAUAAUUUUCACGAUUGACCCACCUUCGUUUGAAGUUCCAGUUUACUCAAAUUACUAUCAAAAUAAUACACGUGGGAGAAAUUUUCGCGACCAAAAGGGAUCCGUGUAAUAGUGUAAAUUUCCCCCUCGCGUAAAUUUCCACAUUUAUAGUAAAUAGCGACAGUGCCAAGUUUGUACUACCAAUAGAUUUAUUUUCAUUUUGCUCCAAUAUAUGAUAUAGAUAGUUCACACAUUUCAUCAAGCAAUAUUAUAUUCAGAUUUGAUUACCACAUUGGAUUGAAAAGUAAAGUUUAUAACAUACCUUUCAUUUUGUAUUUCUCUAGACCUGGUACUUCAACAUUCUAAGCUUUUUGUUGUGGGAAUAUUGGGUAUCUAAUUAUGCAAAUUUUGUUUUUGUUUUUGCAAACAGUCACUCUUUAAUGGGUAAAAUUGAUGUUAAAACUUCAACAACAGGGUUUUUUUGUUGAUUUUUUAAUGAAAAUAUUUUUGAUGCAAACCUGUUGUUUGUUGAAUGUUUUGAGGAUGCUAUGUGCUGAUGAGUCACUACUCGGUGUGUAAGGAGAGAAGGAUCAGAAUGAAUGCUAUAGGCUCUAUAUAUAUUGAUGUACUAGAUCAUAUAACUGUUUCUAUACUUACAUGUUACUAUAAAUAAACACUUGCCUUGCUUUCAUA